Molecule: messenger RNA, 754 nt
Organism: Cryphonectria parasitica EP155
Lineage: Eukaryota; Fungi; Ascomycota; Sordariomycetes; Diaporthales; Cryphonectriaceae
Exons: 1
Coding region: 212-379 (55 amino acids)
Source: RefSeq, a predicted model, not a curated record
GGCUGCACCGUAAUUGAAUUUGUUCUUUCUAGGGCUACUUAACUAGUAGCACAGUAGACAACCCAGCUCUCACACAUGCGACGAUUCUAGCAUGUCCAGUGACGAGUCCCAUCUCUGGACUUAAACUUGCUUCAUCUUGCUCAUUGCCCUCGUCUUCUUUCUUUUGUUCUUCUUCUUCUCCCUUCUCCUUGUUACUUUUGAACCCAUUUAUAUGUACCACGCCUCUUUAUGUCCAGGUCUUUUUCGGUGGGUGACUGGGUGGAUAUUGACAAGACGAGAAUUUGAAGCAGCAAACUUCCAAAAAAAGACAGAAAAUAAUAAUAAUAAAUGUACAGAUUUCCGACCAAUCCGUAUCCGAGACCGCGGUAUAUGCGCGUAGGGUAUCCGUGACAGUAUGUGAACAAAGGAGACAGAAAAUCGACAAGUAGAGUGCACAAACAACAAAGAUGACGGUGCUGGUGAAGUACCGUCCGACCCAAGCCCUGCCAGGUCCUUCACCAUUGAAAACUUUAUCAAGAACGCCAAAUGCAAUGUAUCCAACCAUAUUACCUUCCAGCGGGUGAAUGAGAACCGACCCAGACCAAAGAUGCGCGCAGCAAGCUUUCCCACGGCCUUGAAGGAGAAAAUAAAAAGAAAAAGAAAAUUUGGCGUAGUGCCUGGAGUGGAGAUGUUGGGAAAAGUCAAACAGGCAGGCACAUACAAGGUCCGCCGCCCUAUCCCACAAUGCUAUUGCCUCCGUGCGUUUCUGUAGCCG